AUGUGCUGUCUUAUUGUACAGAACCAUCCUUCCCAAGAGAAGUUGUCUUGUUCCUUGGGCACUGUCUGUCUGUUUUAUUUCCUUGGUGAUGCGAAUGGGGCAGCAUUUGCUUUUUCUUUUCUAGGUUUCCAGCAGAUCUCUCAUUUGUCGUCUUAUGAAAUUAUUCAGCCACAGAGGUUAACAAGAGAGCGGCGAGCGGCCGACAAUUCCUCCUCCGGACAGGACAGGGUGUCAUAUGUCAUUCAUGUAGAGGGAAGGAAACACACAGUUCACCUAGAAAAAAACAAAGAACUUUUACCCAAAGAUUUCACGGUAUACACCUACAGCGAGGAUGGAACGUUGCAGUCUGAGCAUCCGGACGUGCAGGAUCACUGCCAUUAUCAGGGAUACGUGGAGGGGAUGCAGGAUUCCCUGGUCGCUGUCAGCACUUGCUUUGGACUCAGGGGACUGCUGCAAGUGGAAAAUGUUGUGUAUGGAAUUGAGCCGAUGGAUUCCUCCUCUGGCCUCAAACACAUCCUCUAUCGAAUGGAGGAUGUGAAGAAGCAACCCAUGAUGUGCGGCGUCAACAGCACCGACCCUGAAAGAGAGCGCACCGAGGACGCGCACCCUCCCAGCAUGACUCAGUUGCUGCGACGGAAAAGAGCUAUACUUCCCCAGACGAGAUAUGUCGAGCUGUUCAUAGUUGUGGACAAAGAACAGUACGAGGUGAUGAGCAGUAGUGUAACUGCAGUGAGAGAAGAGAUGGUGCAUCUAGCAAAUUACCUGGACAGUAUGUACAUUAUGCUGAAUAUUCGCAUCGUGCUGGUCGGCUUGGAGAUCUGGAAGUACCAAAACUUGAUUAGCACCGAGGGAAGUGCCGGCGACGUGCUGGGGAACUUUGUACAGUGGCGGGAGAAGAAUCUUGUCACGCGCCGACGACACGACAGUGCCCAGUUUAUUCUGAAGAAGGGGUUUGGUGGAACUGCAGGAAUGGCCUAUGUUGGCACAGUGUGCUCCAAAAGCCAUGCAGGAGGGAUUAAUGUGUUUGGACAAAUCAGCGUGCAGAUGUUCGCAUCAAUUGUUGCUCAUGAGCUGGGUCAUAACCUGGGAAUGAAUCAUGAUGACGAAAGGGUUUGUCACUGUGGUGCAGCAAACUGCAUCAUGAACUCUGGAGCAUCAGGAUCCAGAAACUUCAGCAGUUGCAGUUUAGAAGACUUUGAGAAGUUAACUCUGAACAAAGGUGGCAGCUGUCUGCUCAAUGUUCCCAACCCAGAUGAGACCUAUAGCAUCCCGUAUUGUGGCAACAAGUUGGUGGAUGCUGGGGAGGAGUGUGAUUGUGGUUCACCAAAGGAAUGUGAAAGCGAUCCUUGCUGUGAAUCAGGUACUUGUAAACUCCGAGCAGGGGCUGAAUGUGCGUAUGGCGACUGCUGUAAAAAGUGUCGGUUCCUGCCAGGCGGCACUGUGUGCCGGGCAAGUACCAAUGAAUGUGAUCUCGCUGAGUAUUGCAACGGGACUUCCCAGUUUUGUCAGCAGGACGUCACUGUUCAGAACGGGCACCCCUGCCAGAAUGAUGAAGCCUAUUGCUACAACGGGGUUUGCCAGUACUAUGACUCACAGUGCCAGGCGAUCUUCGGCUCAAGAGCAAAGGCUGCCCCGAACAUUUGUUUUGCUGAAGUGAAUUCCAAAGGUGACAGGUUUGGCAACUGUGGGUACCAUGGCCAUGACUACAAAAAGUGUUCCAGCUGGAACGCCAUGUGUGGGAAGCUACAGUGUGAGAAUGUGAAAACCAUGCCUGUUUUUGGGAUUGAACCGGCAAUAAUUCAAACCCCCAUCAAAGGCACUACAUGCUGGGGUGUGGAUUUCAAGCUCGGAUCAGAUGUUCCAGAUCCUGGAAUGGUGAAUGAAGGCACAAAAUGUGAUGCUGGAAAAAUCUGUAGGCACUUCCAGUGUGUAAGUGUCUCGGUCCUGAACUAUGACUGUGAUGUGAAGAAAAAAUGCCACGGACACGGGGUGUGCAACAGCAACAAGAACUGUCACUGCGACUCCCAUUGGGCCCCUCCCUACUGUGAAACCAAAGGAUACGGAGGAAGCGUAGACAGUGGACCCCCGUACAACGACAAAGACACCUCCUUGAGAGAUGGGUUGCUGGUUUUCUUUUUCCUGGUUCUCCCGCUCCUUUUAGUUGCAGUCGUGGCGUUUGCAAAGAGAAACGCACUGGUGCAGUGCUUCAGGAGAACGGUCUCACGCUGCCAUCGAUCACAUACAAGUGUGCCAACUCCAGCGCCGUGCACAGAGACAGAUCCAGGAAGCUUCCUGCAGAAUAAGCCCUAUACGUCAAGGAGCGUGCCCAAGGAUGUGCCAGCAAACAGAAGCACCGUGCCAUCUUAUGCAGUUCACCACCACCAGCAGCAGCCGGUUUAUCACCAGCCUUACAAUUAUCCUCAGCCAUCCCAGGAGCAGCAACAGUAUAAGAUGCCUGCAAGGCCACCUCCACCACAACAGAAAAACGUACCUCAGGGACACUAUUUUCCUUCUCGACCUGCACCUUUACCUCCCAAGUAGCUUUUAGUUUCUCUCUCACAUACUGACCUGUUCACUGAAAUGAAGCUGAAAUUCUGUUUGUUCGUCUUGCAUCAAGUGUCCUAUGAUAUCCCACAAAGCCAGCUUUCUGCAGUAUGGGGUAUGGAAAAUGAGAUAGAAACGCAAGGAAUGUAAGAUUAAUAAAUCAAAGAUACCUCGACCAAAGCUACAGGAACGGGACACUCCGUCCGUUCUUAGCUCCAUGUGUGAGCAUUGCGGCUUUGCAAACUGAAGUUGGACUAUCCAGUUGGAAGUGGAUCAGUUGGCAGUAAAAUAAUCUUUAUAGUACAGCACUUGGGAGUUACUUUUUGUUUUCCCCCAACUUAUGAGGAGACACAAUCAUUAAGUAUUCCAUGUGGUUUAUUGUCUUUCUGUAUGUACAAUGAAGUGUAAAAAAAACUCGGUUACCCAUGCAAGCGUUAAAAAUGGAACGAUGAAAAUCAUGUCACUCGAUUUAACAAAACUAUCAUUUACAUGUUCUUGUUUUGUCUGGACAGCUAAGGAUAUAAGUGAAAAAAGAUGUCGGUAUACUUUGAAAGGAAGAGGAAAUAUCCUGUGAACUCGUUUGUGAAUAUGUUUUUACUGGUGUGUUUAAUAUAAACACACUUUUUAAACAACCAAGAAAAUCUUAACUUCAUGCUGACUGUCACUAAGCUAUAGACAAUAAAGGAUACUAGGGCAGUUAAUUUAAAUGGUUUUUUUAAAUACACAAUUUUAAGUAGCUAGACCAGAAAUCUCUACUAAUUUACCACUAAUAUGCUAAAUGGGAUAUUAAAAUGAAGGUACGGAAAAUUGUAGCCUUUUCUUGUUUUAGAAAGGGGAGUGCUCUUGAGUUUUAACUUAUAGACACUAUGACAGCAAGAGACAUUGUAAAAUUUUAAGAGGAAUGAUGCAUAUUGUUUAUGUAGACCCUUUGAGAAUUUUUUGAGCACUUUAAACCCUCACACCCUGCUGACCCCAAUGUAUGGAAUUUUCGCCUACUUUUCAAACUUCGAUUUUAGUAUCAGUCAGGAGGUUGAGACUGGCUAAAGCAUGUUAUUUUUAAAAUCCGAUUUAAAUCUGUAUCUGAACAAAGAUGCUCUUGGAUGUCAAUUAAGGUAUAUUAACCAAGGUGAAGUUGGAUUAUUGGAUUAUAUUUCACUAGAUUAUGUUGAUGCAGUAUGGUAGAUGCAAGACUGCCAUGACGGUGUGUCUUUUACACAAAUGAUAGAAGGUGAAACAAUGAGUCACAAAUAAUGCUAAGCUUUCUCAUUUUGUCUUAGCCGCUUAGCACAAACUUGUUUUGUAAAUUUCCCUGUAUUUGCCAAAAAAAAAUCUGUGUAUAUAUACUUAUAUAAAUAUAUAUAAAGUUUGCAUUUGUAAUAAUAAAAUACUUGAACUACUGUGGUUCCCCAUAAA
This is a messenger RNA of Pelodiscus sinensis (Chinese soft-shelled turtle), 3957 nucleotides long. The record is from RefSeq and is a predicted model, not a curated record. Lineage: Eukaryota; Metazoa; Chordata; Testudines; Trionychidae.